Messenger RNA from Papaver somniferum (opium poppy), 1340 nucleotides. RefSeq names its product 3'-hydroxy-N-methyl-(S)-coclaurine 4'-O-methyltransferase 2-like. Gene Ontology annotation, molecular function: protein dimerization activity; O-methyltransferase activity; S-adenosylmethionine-dependent methyltransferase activity. The record is from RefSeq and is a predicted model, not a curated record. The transcript has 2 exons. Lineage: Eukaryota; Viridiplantae; Streptophyta; Magnoliopsida; Ranunculales; Papaveraceae. Gene Ontology annotation, biological process: methylation. The coding region runs from base 50 to 1123 and encodes 357 amino acids.
UGAAAAGAUUACGAAACACACACAACCCGAAACAAAAAUAUUUCAUAUCAUGGGUAGUAGUGUGGAUGUGAAACCAGCUGAAACACAAGAAGUUGGUAUCAAAGAUCAAGCUCAAUUAUGGAAUAUAAUCUAUGGUUUUGCUGAUACUCUUGUUGUUGGUUGCGUAGUAGAGAUUGGAAUCCCAGAUAUUAUCAAAAACAAUAAUGGGUCAAUCACACUUUCGGAACUUGUAUCAAAACUACCAAUUCCAAAUGUCAAUUCUGAUUACUUGUACAGAAUUCUAAGAUAUUUAGUAAACUUGAAUAUCUUAGGACAAGAAACUUGUAAUGGUGGAGCUGAGAAGGUUUACUCACUUAAACCAGUUGGUACUUUACUUUUAAGAGAUGCAGAAACAAGUAUGGUACAAACGAUAUUAGGCGUGGCACAAAAAGAAUUCAUGGUUCCAUGGCAUUUCAUGAAAGAAGGUUUAGGAAACGGAAGUACAACGGCAUUUAAGAAAGGAAUGGGAAUGGAUAUGUGGAAGUAUUUAGAAGGUAAUCCAGAUCAAAGUCAGUUGUUUAACGAAGGAAUGGCUGAAGAAACGAGACUUUUAACCAAAACUCUAAUCGAAGAUUGUAGAGAUACUUUUCAAGGUUUGGAUUCUCUGGUUGAUAUUGGUGGAGGAAAUGGUACAACAAUUAUGGCAAUCUUCAAAGCUUUUCCUCAUAUCAAAUGUACACUUUAUGAUCUUCCCCAUGUUAUUGCUAACUCUCAUGAUCACCCUGACAUCAAAAAGGUUCCUGGUGAUAUGUUCAAGUCUGUUCCCAGUGCUCAAGCUAUCUUACUCAAGUGCAUCUUGCAUGACUGGAACGACGAACAUUGUGUCAACAUUCUGAAGAAGUGCAAAGAAGCAAUACCGGAAGAGACGGGUAAAGUGAUCAUAGUGGAUGUAGCACUUGAUGAAGAAUCCGAAGAUGAACUUACAAAGGCAAGAUUUAUUCUUGAUAUUGAUAUGUUGGUGAAUACUGGUGGUAGAGAGAGAACUCCAGAUGAUUGGGAAAAUUUGCUCCAACGUGCAGGGUUUCGGUCUCAUAAGAUCAGUCCCAUUCGCGCUAUUCAGUCCGUCAUUGAAGCCUUCCCAUAGUAAAAGCUCUAUACAAGGAGUACUACUUUGCUUCUUUCUCCGAGAAGCGUAUAUAUAAUGCGAUUCACUUGUCAAGAAUAAGUCAUCUUCAUUUUGAGGAGAUGGUUCCCUAUUUCUUGUGUAUUGUUUUUUGUACUAUCAAUAAAUUGAAUGCCGUAAUAUUUCAGGUAUUAAUAUCAUGUAUCAAAAGAACACUUAAUUUGUGGGCGGCACUGUA